AUGGAUUCCCAUAACUACAGACAUCGCUUGGCCAAUGAUGGCCCCGCAUCUUCUCCUACUGUUGGUGCUGCUGCUCGUUCUCGGAAACAGUUUUCGGCUGAACCCUCGACCCCGGAUCAUUCACAUCCCUCCCAGUCCAAUGCGCAGAGAAGAAAUAUGAAGAAUUCUACUACAAGAAUCAACACGGAUACUUCCAGAGUCUCAGCCAGCCCAACCUCUGCACGGGCCGACACCCCACAACGAAACAAUGAUUCUACCGGAUCAACCCCACUUGUUAACCCCUCUUCCUCGCUUCUUCAAGGCCUGAUUAAUGACCAGCGUGCCAGUCGUGGUGGCCGGAGAGCUGCAUCAGAGCAUGUUUCCGAAAGCCAAGUGCAGACGCCCGCUACAGUUCCAUCUCAAGCGGAUUCAUCAUCUGAGAAACAGCGGAAAGUCAGCAAUGUCUUAUCCGCUGGCCUGAAACAACCCAGAGAGAUGGGAUUGAGAGAAACGGAUCAGUACGUCUCCAAGCUGAACAAGUUAAAUUUCGAUCUCAAAUUGGAAAUCUACCAUCGAACCCAGCAACUUGUAUCCUUGGAGAAGAAGCUAGAGCGUAUGGAAGCACUGGAAGAGGAAGUACGGAGAUUACAGGGCGUGGAAGAUCAAUUUCACGAAUUGCACGAGGUGGAAGAGACGAACCAGAGAUUGCGCCACUCAAAUGAGCAUUUGCGCAUGGAACUGGACAAACGAGACCAGGCCGUUAAUGAAGCUGUGGAGCUGAUCUGCCAGUUGGAAGCAAAGAUAGAGACCCUGGAGCCGGCCGACGAUGCCAACAACCAGCUGUUAACCGCCCGCCCUCAUACCAGUGAAGGCCUGGCAGUAUCUCCCGCAAUAACCCCGAAAAGUACAUUGAUCUUUGACAUUCCUGAUCGCACUUCAUCAUGGAAAGGCACUAGCUCCGCUCGUUCUCUAAGAUCCCGGGUGGAAACAACAAGUUCAUCAGCGCACAGACCCCGACGACACCCGUCCUUCCUUCGCGAGAGUAGUGGGAGCACGAGCGCUCUCCGCAGUCUUUAUAUUACGGAAGGGGAUGUGUCGCGCAAUGGAUUCAGUUCUGCGUCGAGGGCUGGAAGUAUCCUCUCUGGAGAUGAGCUGCCGGAACCUGAAUCACCUAGACUAAGCAUCCUCAGUGAAUGCAGCUACCUGAACCCCUCAGCCACUCAGUCAAAGCUGUUUGUUGCUGACAUGGCAAGCAUUGGACCGCCUGCAAGGAGUUUUACGCAGCCUAUUUCUAAACUGGAGCUGUCUCCAAAGGAGACAGGGGAGGAACAAAAUAAGAAUAGUAAAUUGUCGCGAAUCGACCAGUGGAUUCAGCCUCAGGAAAACCUGCUCAUCUCUGCAUUGGGGCCCAAGAGACCCAGCUAUACAGCUGCCAAUAAUACUUCAAGUGCCGCUUCAUCAAAGAAGCAGCCAUUCCUCGGAACUGCUUUCCAAGCAAAGCGCCUAGUCAAGGCGUAUAAAUUCGACACCCCAGUCUUGGACGGCCCGAUAUUUAACGGCACCAGAUUGCCUCCUACGCCUGACACAAUGAGCACGUCGAACGCAGAUGCCAGGAACGGGUCUAACUCUAGCAUCAUUGCGGAAAAGAGUUUGCUUGACCAGGGUCCCUUGUUGGCUAACUUUUCAUCAAUUGGUCAUGCGGGCUUGCGAAGGCCACGAUCUGCGGAUGAUAUCACCACGAGGCCCAGUACGGCUACCACGGCAUUAUCGGGAAGGAUGGAGACGUUAAGCAAUGCGACACGGCUUGGCAAUAACCCGAGCCGCGAUCAACUUGCGAGUAUGUUCCCGGCCUAUGGGCAUGGUGCGGGGGAAUCGGAUCCUUCGAGGCUUUUUGUUCAUGGAAAUUUAGGAGGUGGGGGUUAUGAGUAUGCUAGUCGCAAGCACAAAGACGGGAAUGUCACUAAAGUUGGAGAUGAUGGUGGCGCCUCACCAGCAAAACGGAAUAGAUACCCUAUCUCAAUGAAAUCGACACAUUCCAAACCACGAUGUGCUGAUGGGCAUGAUGACGAUGAGGGUGAUGACGAUGAUAAUAAUUAUGGCGCGAGUUCACCACUGCUAACUCCGCAGGAUUGGCUGGAGGCGGCACGACCAGCUGCUCAUGGCGGGAAAUGUCGUAUACAUGCAAACAAAAGACACUCUCUCCAGAUGGACGGGAUGGACACCAGCCAGCACACGUUGAAGCUUUCAUCUGAUGAUCCUGACGAUGACAGUGACAAUGACGAAAACGAACCACAGCUGCCGACUCUGAAAAGCCUCCGCGUCCGCGUUGGUGAGAGGAAUAAAAACACCCCUAACCGGAACCUCCAACAAUCCCAACCGCAACCGCCACCACAACCACCACAAAACCUCAACCUACCCCCCCGUCGCCGCCUGAGUCUCCGUCCCCGCUUCUUCAGCCGCACGAUCGCCGCAUCCCAACGAGGAAACACACCCACCUCAUCCGAUGCCAUUGGCGAAAAAGCCGGCGCCCCAUUCCCCCAGAUCGGGAGAAGGAGACGCAUGAGCACCAGUCGUCAGACAAGCAUUAAUGUGGAUUUCCCCGUUCUGCCACUGUCACUAGGCAGAGCUGCGUCGAGCCUGGGGCAUAAUGGCAGCAGUAAAUAA
Molecule: messenger RNA, 2643 nt
Organism: Paracoccidioides brasiliensis Pb18
Exons: 5
Coding region: 1-2643 (880 amino acids)
Source: RefSeq, a predicted model, not a curated record